AUGAUGCUGAACAGAUUGAAACCACAGGCAGAGAAGAUCAUUGCCGAAGAGCAGGCAGGCUUUAGAGCAGGGCGCAGCACAACAGAACAGAUCUUCAACCUCAGGAUACUGUGUGAGAGGCGUGACUGUGAGACUUCACUUUUGUGGAACCAGCAGCUUAAGAUAUCAGAAAUGUCUUCGAUAGACUACAGCCACACUCCAUUGUUUGAACAAGACAAGGAACCUAUGAUAGACGAGGGUGUCUUCAACGUUUUAAACAUCGUUAUCUAUGUCGUUGCCCUAGGAAUAAUCUGCUUAUUUGGCAUUAUAUUCAACGCGAUCAACAUUUACGUGUUUUUCAAGCAAGGAUUCAAAGACACCGUCAACAUCACUCCUUUCAGUCUGGCUGUUUCCGAUAUGGGAAAUGUAGUAACGCUCCUGUGGAUGAGUGUCUGCUUCAACCCUUUGUUCGCCCAAUCUAUUCUGCCUGUGGUUUAUCAUGACCUGGCCUAUAUAACAUCUGGGUGGCCUCACACUAUUUUCGCGCGGAUCUCCAGCCUGAUCACAGCCUUCGUCACAUUUGAGAGGUGUCUGUGUAUCGCUCUGCCCCUCAAAGUGAAGACAAUCAUAACACCGAGACGUACUAUUUACGUAAUUGUUAGCAUAUACAUAGGUUUGGCUGUUUGCGCUGCUCCUGCGUUCUACUCUGUCAGUCUGGGGCCAAAACAUGAUUCAGAAGUAAACAUGACCAUGUUAGGAGUAGUUUAUAUCCCCAACGGCGUUUUUAUUGAGGGUAUAUCUCUUUACAUCAGCGCUUUCUCACAGGUUGUUUCAUUCUUCUCAGUAAUCGUGUGUACGGUAAUCCUUGUCCAAAACCUUCUGAUCAAAUCAAGAUGGCGCAAGUCGAGUUCCAGCACCGCAAAGCAGGAAUCUGUAUCGAAUAGAGACAUGAAAGUUGUGAAAAUGGUUGUGUCUAUUGCCGGUAUCUUCAUAGUUGGUUUCUCUCCCAGUGUUGCCAACAUCUUUACGAUGUUGGCCAUCCCAGAUUUCAACUAUUACGGGGAAUACCAUCAUAUCUAUGUGAUCGUAUGGGGUAUAAGUUUUCUACUGGUAACGACAAAUUCAGCGGUGAAUAUAUUUGUGUAUUACUACAUGAGUUCGAAAUUUAAAGAAAUUCUCGACGACACGCUCAAAAAAGUGAGAGGGAAAUGUUGUGUGUGA
Messenger RNA from Aplysia californica (California sea hare), 1200 nucleotides. RefSeq names its product neurotensin receptor type 2-like. Gene Ontology annotation, cellular component: membrane. The transcript is spliced from 2 exons. Bases 1 to 1200 code for a protein of 399 amino acids. The record is from RefSeq and is a predicted model, not a curated record. Gene Ontology annotation, biological process: G protein-coupled receptor signaling pathway. Gene Ontology annotation, molecular function: G protein-coupled receptor activity. NCBI's taxonomy places the organism in Eukaryota, Metazoa, Mollusca, Gastropoda, Aplysiida, Aplysiidae.